AAGAGUGCAGCUCGCGACGAUCACACGCCUCUCAUUAGAGCAGGCGGAGGAGCCCAGCUGCAGCAGCGCGGAGUUUUAACUUCUUCUGUUUUAAAUCUCUCACAAAUAAUCAUCAUGAUCAUCGUCAUUGAGGAUCAGGCAGGUUUUGAUAAAGCUCUGGCAGAUGCAGGCGAUAAGCUGGUCGUGGUGGACUUCACAGCCACGUGGUGCGGGCCUUGCCAGAGUAUCGCUCCUUUUUACAAAGGACUGUCAGAAGCACAAGACAACGCCAACGUGGUCUUCCUCAAGGUAGAUGUGGACGAUGCACAGGAUGUGGCUCAGUCCUGUGAGAUUAAGUGCAUGCCAACAUUCUACUUCUACAAGAACGGAAAGAAGAUCGAGGAGUUCUCUGGAUCCAACCAGACGAAGCUGGAGGAGCUUGUAAACAAUAACAAGUGAACCCUGAGAAAUGUGUAGAGCAUGAAGUAUAUAAAUAUAAGCUUGAUCCAGACACACCUCCUAUCAGUCCCAUAGACUUCACUAACAAGCACUCAUCUGGUUGUAGAAGUAGUAUGUUCGAAUAUGUAUGCCUUACUCCAGUCAUUGUACUGUGUUGUGUGUUUUUUUUU
Messenger RNA from Clarias gariepinus (North African catfish), 608 nucleotides. It is a transcript of the gene txna, whose product is annotated as Thioredoxin-like. The transcript is spliced from 5 exons. The coding region runs from base 115 to 438 and encodes 107 amino acids. The record is from RefSeq and is a predicted model, not a curated record. Gene Ontology annotation, molecular function: protein-disulfide reductase activity. Lineage: Eukaryota; Metazoa; Chordata; Actinopteri; Siluriformes; Clariidae.